AGAGAGAGAGAGAGAGAAGAAAAGACUGUUCAUCUGCAUUUCUAACACACUUCAGCUCCACUGCUCGGAAGGAAAAUUACCAUGAGAUUUUACCAGAGAAUAGCAUUCGUCUUGCUCCUCGUAUACCUCUUUGAGGAUAAUGUACUCGGAGCGCCAGCACAAGGCAGGUACAACUGGGUGACAUGCAAGCCUGAUAGCAAAAAUGCAAACUGUAUCCAGAAACAGGGCCCCUUGAUUGACAUUUCAGGGGCCAGUCAGCGACUUCCCCCAAGUGCCACAAAAGACAUUGUUCCAGUAGAGCGCGAUGAGGACACCCCUGAGACAGAAACAGAAGAGCAGUCUGGAGAAAGCUCUGGUGACCUGGACCUGGCUGAGAAGAAGCAGGAUUGGAUGGAUGACGGUCCAGUUAAGAUGGUUCGACAGGUAGAGGAUCCCUUCCUGGAGGAGGCCAGCGGUGAGGUUGAUAUUGAAAACUUCGUAUUUCCUGAGCGAAAGGAACCAAAGCUGUCUCCAGAGGAUUUGAAAGAAGAUAAUAAUAGAGGGCUGCAGUCUGCAGUGUGUUUUUGAUGUAAUUUGGGUGUCAGAAGCUCUGUUUGUAAGGACUCAGAGGUCUUAAUGUCUUUAUACUGCUUCUUUUUUUUUUUUUUUUUUUUUUUUUUUUUUAAGUCAGUGACCUAAAUGUGUACUGGUUUGGAAAUAGACUACUCUGUGAUGUAUACUAGGGCUGCACGAUAUAAGUUUUGUCAUCAUCUCAGCAUCUCUUGUAUCUCCCCGAUAUAAUUUAUUUUACUGCAGUGUUCAUAACACAGUGGGCAUUAUUAAAAUCAUCAUGUAGAAUCAUUAAUACCUGUUGAAAUUGUUAACAAUUUUAAUAUUGUAAUAUAAUAUAUAUUGCAGAAAAAAAUAAGAUUUACAAUGCCAGUUUUGUUCCAGUAUCGUGCAGCUCUAGUGUAUACUGCAUACUGAGCAAUGUGAUGUGAUGUAAACAUUGUACAGCAUUAGCCAAAAGCAGAUUAUUUAAUACCCAUAAAAUAAAUGAUUAAAAAUGUAUGUGUAAUAUAAUAUAAAGUUUUAUAAAAGAAAAUAUAAUUCACCAGAAGAAGACAACAUUCUUUGGAAACUUAAAUAUUUAAUAUUUAAAUGAUCAUUUAGUGCUGUUUUUUUCCAGCCCUGGUCCUGCAGGACCCCCUAUGUGCUGCACAUUUUAGAGUUUACCAUGCUCUUAACAAUCCUGGUCCAGCUAAUUAGCUAAUUUACACCAUAUAUUUGAGUUUUUAGGGAAUGAACUAGAACAGGAAAUCACAUGUGUAUAACAGAUAGGGGGUUCUAUAAGACCAGAGUUUGGAACUUUUAAUUUGGAAAAUAUUUCAGAGUAAAUUCAUGGUUGUUACAUAGAUGCUGGACAUAAGUAACUUUUGCAAAUAUAUAAAAAUGCUCUACCAAUUUUUGUAUUUUUUAUAAAUGUGGUUGAAGUUUUAGGGCUGAGUGAUCUUUUGCAAUUGCUUUCAGCUUUUUCUAAUUAUUUUAUACAAGAUUUUAAUAUUAUUCAAAAAGUAUAAAUCACUUGACAUCAGUAGCCCAAAUAAUUGAAAUUCAUUAAAGGUAGCAUGUCAGUUACAUUUUAUUUCCCAAUUAAAAGUCUUCCUUCAUGUU
Astyanax mexicanus (Mexican tetra) is the source of this 1653-nucleotide messenger RNA. RefSeq names its product serglycin (gene srgn). The record is from RefSeq and is a predicted model, not a curated record. The transcript is spliced from 3 exons. Lineage: Eukaryota; Metazoa; Chordata; Actinopteri; Characiformes; Acestrorhamphidae. Bases 82 to 567 code for a protein of 161 amino acids.